UAGAAAGGAGCCCAGUCUGUGCGAGCGCUCGGCUUGAUCAUGACGGCACAGCCCACCGUUAGCGGACGGUGCAGUCUGUUGCCCCUGGCCUGGGCUCUAUUGGCCGGGCUCUGGGCUUCGGACGGGGUCGAUGCCCUAAUGCAACCCUGGUGUAGCGUGAUAGAUACAGCCUUGGUCGGUUGGAACAUCUCGUCGAGUCGCACCGCGACGCACAAGCUGUGCCACCUUUCCUGCCUGGACACCCCCGGUUGCCAAUCGGCCAACUACUGGUAUCCGAAAAAAGAGUGCGAAUUGAACAGCGUGUCGCAUUUGAACGUCUCCAGCCGUCAUUUGGUCGAGAAGGCUGGCUCCGUGUAUACCUUCACCCAACAGAACAUCGGAUGCAAUUUUCAGUCGACUGCUGCCAGUUGCCAUGACGAUGAGCCCAAAGCUCCGUGUGCAGAUAAUAUGAGAGACCCAGAGUGGCGACUGGUGUUCAAAGGCGUGGCAGGAACUGGAGUCAAGCUGCAUGACAUGUGGACCACAAUGAACUGGACCUCGAGUUAUGAGGCGAGUGGCCAUCGCCGUGAUAAUUGCCUUUACCAAGCCUGGCGCAACGGGCAGCUGAAUGUCCGACGAGUAAAGCUUUCCCUGUCUAACAGCAUGGAGGUGAGAGCCGAGUUGAUCUUCAAUGGAGCCGGCUCGGACAUCAAGAGUUGGUUCACACAGACCCGCCUGAUUUCAUCUCCCUGGGAUGAUCUCAAAUCAGCUCCAUUUACUGGAGGUAGUGGUCAGUUCUUCAGUGUCGACGGUCACAUUGAAGAGGAUCGGCGGUUUUACAUCAACAACAACUAUGGUGGAUGUGGAGUGGAUAAAGGUUGGCUGCUUGUGACCGAGUCUGCUUCGCUAGUGCACUGUCCAUGGGAGACAGAGACGGAAGCACAUCCCUACCCAAUCAUACUCUACAGCACAACCAACCAGAAGGUGACGUGGAACGAUUUGCGUUCAAACGCUGGACCAGUCGUUAGGGCAGAUAGCCUUACCAUCCACAUCGAUACUGAGUGAGCCUGGAUCAACAACUAUGGCGUAUCAAGAAGGAUGGAGGAGUGAUUGUAGCCCCGCCCCUCCCUCCGUUGAAUUUUUAAAGUUAAUUAACGGACAUUAAAUGCACCUUUUUCAAAGAGCUACAUUAAUUUAAUAUAGUUCUAUGACCUUUUUACAGUUUUGCUAUUCACAAAAUGCGCUUGGCCGUAAUUCUUCAACCACGCAUGCGCGGAUAUGAAGUAUAUUUGCAUAAAAUACAACUUAUUUCUCGCCAUUUGGCGCUUCAAAACUUUUUCGCUCCUUCGUACAAACUAUAUUUUAGAAGAUAAUUUUCUUGGUUAUAUUAUAAUUGUGUUUAUUUACCAUUACUGUUAUGGUUAUUUACUACCAACAAAACAAAACAAAAAUGCUGGAAAAAAUCGCUCAGAAGUUAUAAGUUCACGAUUAAAGCAAAAUUCGGGCAACAGUGUUCCCCGUGCUCAGAGUGUAAAAGCACAAUUAACUUAAUCUGAGAUAUUAUGGACUAUAUAUCAUCAAUGGGAGGAGCGUUAUUGUGAAAACAAUUCGCCCCAAAAUUGAGGCUGUUUAAUUGGCAACAAAAUACCCAUUCGCGUCAUUAAUAUUCGCGUUUUGAGCUGUUACGAGAGAAACUAUUGCAGUCCAAAUCCUCCCUUUCAAACUUACCGUGCAAAGGGAAAACAUAACAAGUUUCUAGAAGUUUGAUGAUGCAUGGCAACUGGGACAUGAAUACUGAGCCAUUCCUUUAGAAGGGACAAUAAACUAAACAGAUACCGUGUACUGGAUCAUUGGACAAGUAACGGAAUGUGUCGUGCGUGUGUGUAUUUGAUGCAUACAGUGAAAUCCAUUUUGUAACCAAUUUAGAUCCGACUUCCACCAUAAUUAAAGGUAUUACUGGAAGAUA
Molecule: messenger RNA, 1945 nt
Organism: Patiria miniata (bat star)
Lineage: Eukaryota; Metazoa; Echinodermata; Asteroidea; Valvatida; Asterinidae
Exons: 6
Coding region: 40-1044 (334 amino acids)
Source: RefSeq, a predicted model, not a curated record